AUGCGAACGGCCUUCUUCACUCACCCAUACGUGGCGUUGGUGCAUUGGUCCUUUCUGGCCACCUUUAUUGGUCACACGAAUUUUGCGGUGGUCUGGAGCUUGUUCUAUCGGUAUUUUAUGGUAAGAAGCUUAAGAUACUUUUGUUUUGCGUUCAAUUUACAGGGGAAGCACCCCAAGUGCGACGCAUAGAUUUUGAUGAAAGUUGGCACAGAUUUAGAGUAAUUUUUUCUAAAAUAUAUGCGAGAAUCCUAGCUCGCGCUUUGCAGAAACAACGAAGAUUUUUAGAUCGAAUGUCGGCGAAAAUUUGUGACUUUUUGCCGAAUUUCGGCACGAAAAUUUUAAUGCGUUCUACCGGAAAGGGCAAUGUUUCAACAAAAAAUCAAUUUUCCGCACGAAACUGGCAAAGUCAUGGCCAAAAAGCGUUUUUCUCUUUGACCGCUCUCCACGUUUAGUGUGCUCUCUCGGCGGCAAAAAUCGUUCAAUAUCUCGGCCGCGCCCGCAAAGCGUGAGCUAAAAGUUUCAGGAAUUGAUAACUUGUCUGUGCCCGACGCGUAUGCAAAAUUAAGAAAAAAUCUGAGCGUUGCACUAGGGGUACUUCCCCUGUUAGUCAAACUGGCUUGAUUGGGUAGGCAUUUUUUAAAACGCACAUAUUAUAAAGUGGGUGCGGUCUAAAUACUUCAUGUUGGGCCUUGCUGCACAUGUCUUGCCUGUGAACAGCCAAGCCCAGCAAAAUAAUGCAAAUAUUCUCCGUAGAUUGAAGACCUUUAACCGAUAAUUUUCAGGGCUUCUUCGGCUGGCCUGCACGAUUGGCCGAGAGCGUUUGGUUCAUGCCGUUGCUGGCAUUGCUAACUUAUGUUGCAUGUACUCCGUUGCUCUAUCCUCUAAUUAUUUAUCCAAUACCAGGUGAAUUAGUUUUCAUAGUGAUCUUUUCGGCUAAUCGGGAGUAAAUGUGACAAAAAAAAAUUCAGAUGCCCCAAGGAUCAAAGAGUUAUUUCGCCAGCAACUGCCUCAUCUUCAAGAAUACGAAUCAAAAAUGAGUUAUGCGUGCGUCCCCAACUCAGACGCCUCACGUUUCUUCAUAUUGAUUGUGAUCGUUCUCUUUGUGACCUUUCUCAUAAUGGGCAUUGUCUUGUACGGUAUCAUGCUUCAUAGGAUAUACAUCACCAACCCACAUGAUGCGCUAUUCAGGACCACCACAAGGCUGCACAACAUGCUGGUAAAGGUGGGCUUUUAUGGGACUUUUAUGAAGCGGAUAACUUGUGGGUUUAGGCAUUUGGUGUUCAACUGUUUGUUGGCUAUGUUUUCCUCUGUCUUCCGUGCAUGGCCAUGUUCGCCGCUUUUUAUGCCCAAUGGGAGGAAGGUACCACCAUUUGCGCAUUCUCCUUCGCAAUGCUCCAACUCCAUGGGUCGGCGGAUUUUGUCACAAUGAUGUACUUUAUCACGCCGUAUCGUAAAAAAUUAAUGGAAAUACUGUGGAGGAAGUACGCCAUUGGCAGUCCGCCCACAAGCUUUGCCAAAACGAAAAGCGUUGUCAGUGCGAUUCGUCGGCGUUGACAGUGGAUCAUACGUGCGCUGUGGUCGCUGCAUCAAGAUUUUCAAGUGAUGCCCAGACAGGUGGUUGUAUAAUACAGAAUUAUACGGAUAUGUCAUGUAUAUAUAACAGCGGGUGAUAUAUGUAAAAUGUAAUCAUGCAACUUCCAAUCUAAGACAGGUCAAUAAAACUUAUGUAUACCUUACAUAUUUGCCAAAGAAAGAAAAUUGAGUCAGCGUCCGUCUAACUGCGACUUCAUAUCAGAAAAAGUAUGGAGAAAAGCAAUUUUAGAAGCAAGAGAUCUAGGGGCUAAGGUAUAUAGUACAAACCCCCAGGCCAGUUCAGACCCCCAUGACCCAGUACAAACCCCCACAUCCAAUCUGAACCCAGAAACCUUCAAUGAAAUCUUGAUGAGAAGGAAUGUUGUACCGGGCUUUCGUGGGGACUAUCUACCAAAGCCCCAAGAUCUAAGCUGUAUUUCGUACGAUAUUCAAACUGGAUCGUCCCUCGGCUAUCAUCUUUUCGUUUCUUGAUACCACUUGAUUCUGCACUUUGAACCUUUAUUCGUCAGAUGUUUACGUGUUUGUGAGUAUUGAGCAACUUUUUCAACGGUUUUCCGUCUUUUGCAAAUUAGAAAAUUGUAUUAUAAAUCGAACUUCCAACCGACCAAAAAACUCUUCAGAUGCCAUUAAACGAAUUUCUUCAAGAAUUAUAUAUUUAUUAAACCCCAAUGUAUUAAAUUUGAGGAGUGACAGCAAGUGGGUUUUUCAAGCCUUCCUGUUUUGUCUGUUUUUAGAACAGGUGGAAGGUCUCAAAACAUGUAAACCCAAGGCCAUUUCGCUUGCAAACAUAGUUGUUUUUGUGGAAAGUGUAGUCGACUGAACCUCUAGACGUUCAGAAUUUUCAUUUUCAAUUACAAUUUUACUGCAAAUUUGCCUUCAGCCCACUGUCCAUGAUCUACGUGGAUGGUGCGGAAUGGCUUGCCAAAUACACGUUGCCUAUCACCGCCCUCAUCGAGGUAACAUGCGCGCCGUACGUCAUAUUUCUGGCGUUAUUUCAUUCGCGUCAAAUGAAACGGUAUCGCUUUUUGAUUCUGAACAAUGUGGUCGGAAGCUGCCUUCUGAACCUGGCUUUUUGCCUCGCCAAGCCUCAUUACAUGUUCCCGGCGGCGUGUGUGAUAAAUGACUCAACAUUGCUCCGCAACCACUAUUCGAAUGUGGCAUACAAUUGUGUGUUUGUUUUGCUGCUUCUUUACUCCGACAUGUCGAUUGUUUGGAGUCUGUUCUACCGGUACUUUAUCGUAAGUAAUACACGAUACACUAUAGAUGGGUUGAGUAGUUGGUUGUCACGAAAAAAUGCAGGAUAUACAGCACAGUCGGGGACCUGAUCCAGCGGCAAAAAACGUACCAUUUUGCAUCCGGGAAGUAUCAAAAAUGUGGCAAAAUGCUUCCCUAUUUAAGUGAAAAAAAUCCGAUUUCAAAAGCGCGCCCGCUCUUUUUGUCAGGGGAAUUCAAAAAACGAAGUUUUUUUCACUUGGAGUGGGAAGCAUUUUGCCACAUUUUUUACACUUCCCGGAUACAAAAUGGUACCUUCUUUGCCACUGGAUCCGGUCCAACAGUAGCAUUUCACAAGUUUAUUUCAGGCAUUUCCAGGCUGGCCUUCCGAUUUCGUCGAUAAAGGAAACUUGGCCCUCUUCCUGGCUGUUGGUGGCCAAGUGUUGAUGUCAGCGGUUGUCUUAUUCCCUCUGUUGGUCUUUCCCAUCCCAAGUGAGAGACCAUUCUUUCUUUUUAUCCUCAACUUGCAGGUCCGUUAACACAAAAAUCUCUCUUUCUCCAACAAUUACCUCAACUGAAAGGCCAAGAGCCUUAUCUAAGCUAUGUGUGUAUUGCUCACUCCGAAACAGCAACCUCCUACGCUUUGUUGCGAUUGAUAAUUUUGAUAGGCUUCUUUGCCACUGGAACCACUUUGUUUUGCAUAAUGUCGUAUAAAUUGGCGGUGUUGAAAUCAAGUCGUGGAUACUUUGGAAGCACACAAAAGAUGCACCGAAUGUUAUACAAGGUAGGCUCUAAUAAAAGAUUACAAUUCCAACAUUUAAUAUCGUGUUUUUAGGCAGUGGCAGUCCAACUGUUCAUCGGCUACAUCUUCUUUCUCUUCCCCACGGCUGUGGCCAUGUUGACUUACUAUUGCCAAUGGAAAGAAGGAACAACAAUUGCAUCAAUCUGCACGAUGCUCGUGCAGUUUCAUGGCUGCGUGGAUCUUUUGACAAUGAUGUAUUUCAUCACGCCGUAUAGACAGAAAUUUAUGAAAAUGAUGACCGGAAAAAGGGCGGAGGAGACCAAGUUCACGACGACAAUAACUGUGGCGUACAGCAGUUCGCGGUUUACUAACAAGGGAUCGGCAAAUAGUUGCACCCUGCUUUCUUAA
This is a messenger RNA of Bursaphelenchus xylophilus (pine wood nematode), 3955 nucleotides long. Lineage: Eukaryota; Metazoa; Nematoda; Chromadorea; Rhabditida; Aphelenchoididae. The record is from the annotation of a GenBank genome assembly.